Bemisia tabaci is the source of this 1441-nucleotide messenger RNA. RefSeq names its product chitinase-like protein EN03. The record is from RefSeq and is a predicted model, not a curated record. Gene Ontology annotation, cellular component: extracellular region. Gene Ontology annotation, molecular function: chitinase activity; chitin binding. Gene Ontology annotation, biological process: carbohydrate metabolic process; chitin catabolic process. Lineage: Eukaryota; Metazoa; Arthropoda; Insecta; Hemiptera; Aleyrodidae.
ACUGUACCGGUCAGUUUGCAUAUACUGUGCCGUCGUGCAAGGAUGUUGAGUUUGCGCGUUUUUUCCGUCGCGGCCUUUGCUGUCGCUGCCGUCGCGACGGUCGUCGACGCCGGGAAAGUGAUCUGCUACUACGAUGGAUGGUCUUACCAUCGAGAGGGAGUGGCAAAGACCUCAAACAUCACAGAAGCAGCCACACUCUGUGAUCAGCUGUACUACGGCUUCUACAAAAUAAACUCGGACUAUGAACUCGAAACCUCCUACAAAUACCCUUACGUGAAGGGCGCCAACAUCGCGACAGCAAAUAACAUGAAAGCGAUCAACCCUAACCUGAAAGUACUUCUAGUUGUGGGCGGAAAUGUGCCCAACAAAAAAUCGGACCGAGCUCUGAGUGUGGUUGAGACCCCGGAAAAACGUACAACUUUCAUAAACUCCGUCCAUAAAACAAUUAUGGAUUACAACUACGAUGGAGUGGAUUUGGGUUGGCAGUGGCCAGAAUCCUUCAGGGAAGAAGACAAGCCAAUCAUGGAAUCCGGAUUCAUCAGCAGCGUAAAGGGUUUGUUUGGUUUGGUGAAAGAGAAAUUCCGCGAGGAGCAGUCCGUUUACCGGGAAGGCUUCAGCGCUUUGGUUCGGGAGCUGAAAGCAGUUUUGAAACCUGACAACAAAAUUUUGUCCAUUUCAGCAUUACCUCAUGUGAACACGACAGCUUACUUUGACCUCGCAAACUUGAAGGAAAUGACAGAUCAAUUCGUGCUGCACACUUACGAUUACAGAACUCCGCAAUACUUCCCAAAGUUAGCCGACUAUUCGGCGCCCCUUCAUUUCAAAAAUGCCUCGCGGAGACACUCCUCCGACAAUGUUGAAGCAACGGUCGCUCAGUGGCUCUCUGCUGGAGUUCCAAGCGAGAAGCUGAUCAUGAGCAUCCCUACAUUCGGUCGCGCCUGGGAGGUGUUCCCCUCUUCCGAAGAACUGGACAUAGGGAGGGCCAUCGAGAGCUUGUCGCACCCCCCCUGCCAAGCCCAGUCCGCCGCCGAAGCGGGCACCUACACCAAGACCAAAGGCCUCGUCACCUACUACGAGGUGUGCCCUCAUCUGGUCAACUACAGCCCCAACCAGGCCGCCCCAAGCGACUCCCCCGCCGCCUCCAACGUCAGCCACACCACCCUCCUCCACCGUGUCACCGACGCCGAGAAGCGCCUCGGCAGCUACUGCUUCCGGGUCCCGGGGCUCGAGAAAGGGGUCUGGAUCAGCUACGAGGAGCCCGAGACCGCGGCCGUGAAAGCCGCCUUCGCCAAGCUCAAGAAGCUGGGAGGGGUGGCUGUUGUCGAUUUGUCCUUGGACGACUUCAGGGGCAUGUGCACCGGCUCCGCCUUCCCCAUCUUGAAGGCCGUCAAGCAGGGUAUCGCUUAGAUUCCACUCGUGGACAGUCAAGAGAUUUAAGCAA